This is a messenger RNA of Cucumis sativus (cucumber), 393 nucleotides long. RefSeq lists its product as uncharacterized. The transcript has a single exon. Bases 1 to 393 code for a protein of 130 amino acids. NCBI's taxonomy places the organism in Eukaryota, Viridiplantae, Streptophyta, Magnoliopsida, Cucurbitales, Cucurbitaceae. The record is from RefSeq and is a predicted model, not a curated record.
AUGCGUUUUGAGAAGAAAGGAAAGUUAAGUCCUCGUUUUGUUGGACCAUUUGAGAUCUUAGAGAGGGUUGGUGUUGUGGCGUAUCGCUUGGCAUUACCACCAUCUCUCUCUGCAGUUCAUAAUGUUUUCCAUGUUUCGAUGUUGAGGAAGUAUGUGGCCGAUACAUCUCAUGUAGUGGACUAUGAACCCUUGGAGAUUGAUGAGCAUUUGAGCUAUGUAGAACAACCUGUGGAGAUUCUGGCUAGAGAGGUAAAGAUGCUUCGUAAUAGAAGCAUUCCAUUAGUAAAGGUUUUGUGGCAGAAUCAUCGAAUUGAAGAGGCGACAUGGGAGCGAGAAGAAGAGAUGAGCAGAGUUAUUUCAGGAUUAAAACUUUCGAGGACGAAAGUUUCUUAA